AAGCCGGACAUCUUGCAAGACUCCAAGCUGGUUAACCUCCACCUCACAUGCGGGUGACUUUUUACAGAUACCUCCACCUGGAAAAUCCUCCGAGGAAAAGGUGAAAUUCUGAGGCCGGCAAUGAAUCACAUCUGCGCCAAUAUCAUGGGUCAUCUCAACCAAAAGGGAUUUUAUUCUGUCCUCCAGAUUCUGCUCACAAACGGCUUGGCGCGCUCCAGGCCUUCCUUCUCCAAAGGCACUUUAACCGCGGUCUUCUCUCUCGCAUUGCGGCCCGUGAUUGCAGCACAGUUUUCCGACAAUCUAUUGCGCUCCUUCUUGAUCCACAUCAUGUCCGUGCCGGCCAUUGUGACACACCUCGCUACCCUUACGCCUGAGCGCUUAGCGGUGAUCGAAUCUCAUGACCUUUUGCGCAAAUUCGUCCUGUUCUUGAGCCGUGAGGACCAGUGUAGAGACGUCUGUGUCUGUUUGGAAGGAAGCCAUACUCUUUGCCUUCUGGGCAACCUCAUCUACUUGGGUUCCCUGAAUGACAAAGUGCUAGAGGAGGAGACAGCGCACUUCGUGAGGGUCCUGAUCCAAAUGCUCUCUUACUGCCAGAAGUACGUCUCGCAGAAGAAGUCCAACCUCACCCAUUGGCACCCGGUCCUGGGCUGGUUCUCCCAGACGGUGGAUUAUGGCUUGAACGAGUCAAUGCCGCUCCUCACCAAGCAAUUACAGCACCUGUGGGGCAUCCACCUGAUCCGCGUCUUCUUCAGUGACGUUCUUAGCAAAAAACUCCUGGAGAACCAGGAACCCAUCCGCCCACCCGUCCCAGCCAGCUCCCCACAGAACAGCCUCCCCAUGAAGAACCUUUUCAAGCGCGCCUUCCAGAAAUCGGCGUCGGUGCGCAACAUCCUGAAACCUGUCGGCGGGAAAAGGGUGGAUUCGGCGGAGGUGCAGAAGGUUUGCAGCGUCUGUGUCCUCUACCAGAUGGCCCUCACCACCUUGACCCAGAUCCGGUUGCAAAUCUUGACCGGUCUCACCUAUCUGGACGACCUCCUGCCGAAACUCUGGGCCUUCAUCUGCGAACUGGGUCCCCAGGGCGGCCUCAAGCUUUUCCUGGAGUGCUUGAACAACGACACCGAGGACUCCCAGAGGCUCCUGGCCAUGCUUACUCUCUUCUGCGACUGCUCUCGUCAUCUCAUCACGAUCCUUGAUGACAUCGAAGUCUACGAAGAGCAGAUCUCCUUCAAACUGGAGGAACUGGUCACCAUCUCCUCCUUCCUGAAUUCUUUCGUGUUCAAGAUGAUCUGGGAUGGGAUUGUGGAGAAUGCCAAAGGGGAAACGCUCGAACUAUUCCAUUCAGUCCACGGUUGGCUAAUGGUCUUGUAUGAACGGGAUUGUCGCCGCCGUUUUGCCCCGGACGACCACUGGUUACGCAAGGACCUGAAGCCAAGCUUACUGUUUCAGGAGCUGGAUAAAGACCGAAAACGCGCCCAGUUGGUCCUACAAUACAUCCCUCAUGUCAUUCCCCACAAAAAUAGGGUCCUUCUUUUCCGGAACAUGGUGACGAAAGAGAAGGAGAAGCUGGGUUUAGUGGAGACUACUUCUGCCUCGCCUCACGUCACGCACAUCACCAUCCGCCGGUCGCGCAUGCUUGAGGACGGAUACGAACAGCUGCGCCAGCUGUCCCAGAAUGCCAUGAAAGGUGUCAUCCGGGUCAAGUUCGUGAAUGACCUUGGGGUGGAUGAAGCUGGCAUUGACCAAGAUGGCGUCUUCAAGGAGUUUCUGGAGGAGAUCAUCAAGAAGGUCUUUGACCCCGCGCUCAAUCUCUUUAAGACCACCAGUGGCGAUGAGAGACUGUAUCCCUCCCCAACAUCCUACAUCCACGAGAAUUACCUCCAGCUCUUCGAGUUUGUUGGAAAAAUGCUUGGGAAAGCUGUUUAUGAGGGGAUUGUGGUCGACGUCCCUUUCGCCUCCUUCUUCUUGAGCCAGUUGCUUGGGCAUCACCACAGCAUUUUCUACAGCUCUGUGGACGAACUCCCAUCGCUGGAUUCGGAGUUCUAUAAAAACCUGACCUCCAUCAAGCGUUACGACGGCGACAUCAGCGACUUGGGCCUGACGCUGUCCUACGAUGAAGACGUAAUGGGUCAGCUUGUUUGCCAUGAACUUAUUCCGGGCGGUAAGACCAUCCCAGUUACGAAUGAAAACAAAAUCAGUUAUAUCCACCUCAUGGCGCACUUCCGGAUGCACACCCAAAUCAAAAGCCAGACCUCCGCCUUCAUUGGUGGUUUCCGCUCCAUCAUCAAACCUGAGUGGAUCCGCGUCUUUUCCGCGCCAGAGCUCCAGCGGCUUAUCUCCGGUGACAACGCUGAGAUCGACCUGGAGGACUUGAAGAAACACACUGUCUACUACGGGGGCUUCCAUGGCAGCCACCGCGUCAUCAUUUGGCUCUGGGACAUCCUGGCCAACGACUUCAGCCCCGACGAAAGAGCCAUGUUCCUCAAGUUCGUGACGAGCUGCUCCCGCCCGCCACUCCUCGGUUUCGCCUACCUCAAGCCUCCAUUCUCCAUACGUUGCGUGGAAGUUUCGGAUGAUCAGGACACUGGAGAUACCCUGGGUAGCGUUUUGCGGGGCUUCUUCACCAUCCGGAAAAAGGAGCCUGGUGGGCGCCUGCCUACUUCCUCCACUUGCUUCAACCUCCUAAAGCUGCCCAACUACAGCAAGAAGAGUGUCCUGCGGGAAAAACUGCGCUACGCCAUCAGCAUGAACACUGGCUUUGAACUCUCGUAGCGCCGCGUGCCACUUGCUCUUGGUUUCCCGCUUUGAUGAGCUGCCCUCCGUGGAGCCCGAGGGUCCAGCUUUUACGCAGGGAAGACGUAGCGGUGGCAAGGAGUGGUGGCGGUCUGCCCCUGCAGAGGUUGGGAUUUCCCAUAACGGUAGUGGUCGCACUCCGGUGGAAAAGGGAAGGACGGUCAGCUCUCAGUUCUCCUUCUGACUUUUUUCCUGGGAUGCUGUUCCUCAAAAAGCAGCUGGCCUGCCAUUAAAUGUAGCAUUGAGAGCAA
Messenger RNA from Sceloporus undulatus (fence lizard), 3041 nucleotides. RefSeq names its product ubiquitin protein ligase E3B (gene UBE3B). Gene Ontology annotation, molecular function: ubiquitin protein ligase activity. The record is from RefSeq and is a predicted model, not a curated record. NCBI's taxonomy places the organism in Eukaryota, Metazoa, Chordata, Lepidosauria, Squamata, Phrynosomatidae. The transcript has 22 exons. Gene Ontology annotation, biological process: protein polyubiquitination; ubiquitin-dependent protein catabolic process. Bases 121 to 2769 code for a protein of 882 amino acids.